AUGAGUGUCCCACGCGCGAGGUUGCUGGACCUCAUGAAGGCCCAAUGCGAUAUCUUUGCGACAGUGUUUAACCCCCAGGGAGUUCGGACGGGUAACAAGAUCCUGCGCCAACGUCUGAAGGGACCUACUCUCGCCUCAUACUACCCUCGCAAGGUUCUCACCGUCCGAGACGUCCAGAAAGAAUUCGGCCCUGAGCUUACGACUAUCGACAUGGACGAGAUGGACCGAUUGGACCACAUUGCUGGACUGAAGGCCAGAGGAAAGAGUGCGCCAAAGAAGCUGAAGGCGAAGGUCGAAAAGAAGAAGAAAUAA
This is a messenger RNA of Colletotrichum truncatum, 312 nucleotides long. RefSeq names its product mitochondrial 37S ribosomal protein mS33. The record is from RefSeq and is a predicted model, not a curated record. Gene Ontology annotation, cellular component: mitochondrion. NCBI's taxonomy places the organism in Eukaryota, Fungi, Ascomycota, Sordariomycetes, Glomerellales, Glomerellaceae.